GCCGCCCACCGGCCCGGCUCUCCCGUCGGCUGCGGGCAGUGCUGGCGGCGGCUCCAGCUCAACGGGAAUCCCUGCAUCCCACAUCGCAGCGAGGGGAUGGCUGCGGUGCGGAGGAAGUUCGGCGAUGAGUACCAGGCGGUGGGCCCGGCCGCUGGCGGCGGCCGCAGAGAGCGGCAGCGUUUUGUGGACAAGAACGGGCGAUGCAACGUGCAACACGGCAACCUGGGAGGUGAGAGCAGUCGUUACCUCUCCGACCUCUUCACCACGCUGGUGGAUCUCAAGUGGCGUUGGAACCUGCUCAUCUUUCUGCUCACCUACACGGUCGCCUGGCUGGUCAUGGCUUCGAUGUGGUGGGGCAUCGCCUACCUGCGAGGUGACCUGCACCGGGCACACGAUGACACCUACAGUCCGUGCGUGGCCAACGUGUACAACUUCCCCUCUGCCUUCCUUUUCUUCAUCGAGACUGAGGCCACCAUUGGCUACGGGCACCGCUACAUUACCGAGCGCUGCCCUGAGGGCAUCGUGCUCUUCCUCUUCCAGUCACUGCUGGGCUCCAUCGUUGACGCGUUCCUCAUCGGCUGCAUGUUCAUCAAGAUGUCACAGCCCAAGAAGAGAGCUGAGACCCUCAUGUUCAGCCGUGCCGCAGUUGUCUCGCAGCGGGAUGGCAAGCUCUGCCUCAUGUUCCGGGUUGGCAACCUCCGCAACAGCCACAUGGUUUCUGCCCAGAUCCGCUGCAAGCUGAUCAAGUCCCGACAGACACCAGAGGGAGAAUUUCUGCCUCUAGACCAGUGUGAGCUGGAUGUUGGAUUUGGAACAGGAGCUGACCAGCUGUUCUUAGUUUCUCCAUUAACCAUCUGUCAUGAAAUUAACUCAAAGAGCCCCUUUUUCUGUCUCUCACAAAGAUCGCUAAGAAGCGAGCAAUUUGAAAUAGUUGUCAUCCUUGAAGGAAUUGUUGAGACUACAGGAAUGACGUGUCAAGCUAGGACCUCAUAUACAGAAGAUGAAGUUCUUUGGGGUCACAGAUUCCUCCCAGUGAUGUCCCUGGAAGAUGGCUUUUUCCGUGUUGAUUAUUCUCAGUUUCAUGCUACAUUUGAAGUCCCCACUCCUCCUUACAGCGUCAAAGAGCAAGAAGAAAACCUGUCUCUGUCAUCCUCCUGGAACAGUCCUGUUGACAACAAAACCAGAAAAGAAAAGGUUUGUUCACUUGACUGCAUUGAUAUUGCAGAAGAAAAAAAUAAACUCCCUUUUAAACUUCAGAAGAUUAGCUCAAGAAAGGAAGACCUUCCAAAAAGAGUCCUCAGAAUGAGUUCCAGUAACACAGGGAAGACUUGCAGUACAGGGGAUCUCCUGAAUAUUCAAGAAAUGAGUUCCAUCUCCAAUGGUGAAGACAGUGAUGACAGGAUACAGCUGAAAGCCUUAAGAAUGAAUGCUGAGGCUUAGACUCAGUCCAGAAGAUGCCUAGAAGUAUGCGUGAAAGAUGAAAUUGGAAGAUAAUCUGCCUGCCAAACUUUGCAAAAUAAACUCUGGUCACCUCCCUUAAGAGCAUAAGCAUAUGAGUCAUUGUUCAUAAACAGCAUUCAAAACUGCUGACCUGAAAGUUUUCUUAUAGUAAUGAAAUAAUUUGGUUUUCCUGCUUUCUGGAAGGAUGAUCCCUUUUGUAUAAUUGUUCUGUACAGAUCUAAUUUAUGUAGCCUAAUAGAAAUUUGAGAGGCAGUAAGGUUAGACUGUUGUGCCAAAGAGGUCCCUGCCCUGAUGUCAUUUAGCAGCAUGCUCAUUGCAAAUCAACAUUGUCUUCCAUACUUGUAGAUGCUUUUUCAUGAAGCAUGGACCAAAUCCUUGGAUGGAUCAUCCUCUGUAAUGAAUUGAACAUUCUCUCAAAGCACUUUUGCUAAUAAUGGCAGUUUACUUUCAGUUGCUGAAGAUUUGAGAAGAUCAUCACUAGAAUAGAAAACCUUCUCUAUAGAAAUGACCAAAAAGAUGUCAGUGAAGAUUUGCACCUCAAGUGUUGGCAUUCAGUACCUCUUUAAAGUGCUAUACAGUUUUCUAUAUGACUGGCUUGAGUGAGAAGGAAAAACACUCUUCUGGUUUUAAAGCUGAAGAACUGAAACUGCUUGCCUUACUGAACGUCAGGGUAUGGUGAGAACUGGAAUCCAAUUCAAUCCCAGCACAAGAAGGAUGCUGACCUGUUAUAGUGGUUCCAGAGGAGAGCUGUGAAGACGACCAAAGGGCUGGAGCACCUCUCCUACGAGGAAAGGCUGAGGCAGACUUGGGCUUAUUAAGGUCAGAGUAGGCUCCAGGAAGACCUCAUUGCAGCAUUCCCAUACUUGAAGAGAGCUUUUAAACAGGAUAAGGACUGACUUUUCACAUAGUCUGAUAGUGAUAGGAAAAGGAGAAGUGGCUUUAAACUAAAUGAGGGGAAAGUAAGGUUGGAUGAGAGGAGGAAAUUCUUUGCACAGAGGGGGAUGAGGCUCUGACACUGCUGCCCAGAGAGGCAUGGGUGCCCCAUCCUUGGAGGUCCCCAAAGCCAGAGUGGAUGGGGCUCUGGGCAGCCUGACCUGCUGGGGGGCAGCCAGCCCACAGCACAGGGUUGAAGUUUAAUGAUCCUUAAGGUCUCUUCCAACCCAAUCAUUCUAUGAUUCUUAACCACCCCAAUCAUUCUAUGAUUCUCCACUCCCAGCAUAAUCCUACUUCUAUUCAGCUGUUCUGCAGCCCUCCUUUGUAUGUGAGAGCAGUCCUUUUUCUCCCAGCUGGCAGUGAGGGGAAGGGGCACAACGCAAACCCACUGCUCCAUCCCACACAGAGGGUACCCACCACAGCAAGGCACUCCACAAGGGAACGAUCCCAUCUGCCCUCCAUAGGCAGCGCAGGCUGAGAUGAAGGGGUGACCGCAGCCCUGUGCUGUGGUGGGUGAAGGGACACAAUCCACACAGGGCCGGCUCGGCCUGGAUAAGUCACUGUCACUUUGCUUUUGGCCUCCUAUAUACGGUCUGAAGCUGCAAACUUGGUAUUUUGCACAGGUGCGGCUGCCUGUGGUUGUUUUCCUUCCCCUCCCCCCGACUUUCACCAUUACAUACGUGCUGAAAGCUGUGGUUUUACACAUUAAACGUACCACGCUGGGAUAUUUAGAUCACCCGCAAUGACUCACCGCAGAACAUCCAGAACCGAUAUACAAUAAAAUCACAUUCACUUUC
Messenger RNA from Gallus gallus (chicken), 3191 nucleotides. RefSeq names its product G protein-activated inward rectifier potassium channel 1-like. The transcript has 3 exons. The coding region runs from base 97 to 1440 and encodes 447 amino acids. Lineage: Eukaryota; Metazoa; Chordata; Aves; Galliformes; Phasianidae. Gene Ontology annotation, biological process: potassium ion import across plasma membrane; regulation of monoatomic ion transmembrane transport. Gene Ontology annotation, cellular component: plasma membrane. Gene Ontology annotation, molecular function: G-protein activated inward rectifier potassium channel activity. The record is from RefSeq and is a predicted model, not a curated record.